ACAUCGCGCAGCUCGCACCACCAUCAAGCGCCGCCGUCCCUCUUUCGCCCUCACUCAAUUUGAUUGCUGGCUCAUCAUCCAAAGGCCCACUCUGGAGGCUUCCUUGGAUUCGGCGCCCUGAUUCGGUCCUUUGCUAUCCCCUGCAUCUCUCUCCCCACCAGCUUUGCGCGCCAUGCUCUUCAAGGCAAGCACCGUCUUUGCGGUAUUGGCCAUAGCAUUCUCCCCUGCCACCGCUGCACCGCGCCCUGUGACUUCCCGCUCGGAUGGCUACGGCAACGCCAUAACGCAGGACGCUCCCUUCUCUCAGACGGAAGCUCAAUUUGCCGCCUUCCCGCUCAUUUGUCCCUACGGCGUGUCGCAAGCCAGGGUGAACAAGAAUAUCCUGUUCAUCCCGCCCACAGCUGCCUCUGGUACCAACUCCUUCUCGAAAGGCUAUGUGCCCGCUCUACGUGCGCAGGGCUUCUUUCCCUGCUAUGUGAACAUGCCAAAUCACUCGCUCGCAGAUGCGCAGGUCACGUCCGAGCACGUCGUAAAGCAGAUUGACGCCAUGUACGCCAGGGCCGGCAAUAGACCCUUUACGAUCUCGGGCCACUCGCAGGGCAACAUCAAUAUCCAGUGGGCCUUGAACUUCUGGCCGAGUCGUAGGACAAAGGUGCUCAACUACGUCGGCCUCUCCGCCGACUACCACGGUACGGCACUCGGGCAGCUCGUCCUGGCAGCGCAGAGAGCCACAGUAAUGGGCGGCUCGCCAGCAGUCAUCCAACAGUCAAUCAUUCUCGGCCGCAAUCCACAUUACAUCGACGCUUUGAACAAGCAUGGCAAUCAGCCCUUGGUCCCCACGACCUCGCUAUUUGGCCAACAAGACGAGGUGGUACAGCCUAUCGCCUAUUCUUCGAGGCUAGAUAACACGCCCGUUCCUAACAGCUUCAGUCAUAUUGACCUCUCUGCCGCAUGUGCAGGCCGAACGGCAGGGACCAUCGAUCACCUGCGUACUCUGCUAAUUGCGCCGGCCUUCUGGCUACUGGUAGACGCGAUCCAGACGGGCGGCAUCGCAGACUUGGACAGGGCGAGGAACCUAGCGCUUGCACAGAAGCAAGACUUCUGCUCAGACAUCGUGCCAGGGGCAACUGAUCAGUCCUUGGUGAACCUCGUCAAGACGGUGUGGCAGGCUGUGAUCCAGGUUGGAACUAACCAGUUCUUGUCCCAGACUACCAAGACGGAGCCCGCUCUUAUGCCGUAUGCUGCGAAUCAACCGUAAAAUGGAAAAGCCCUCUCCUGUUCGAGAGGACGUCUCGCACUUUCCUCUUCGUGCUCUUCAGUAGGCCUCGCCCCACAUUGCUCGCGUGCGACACUCGCUUCCAAACACUUUUUGACGUCCCGCAAUCUCCGAUCUCCGGCAGCUCGACUGAGGCAACAGAGCUCAUUCUAUGUCCGCCAAGCCCAAGCAGCGCCGUCGCUGCGCAGCCCUUCUGUCCUUUCCCCACGAUCAAAUUGCUUCGCUCCCGCAGAGCGCUGAGGGCCCGACGAU
Molecule: messenger RNA, 1528 nt
Organism: Jaminaea rosea
Lineage: Eukaryota; Fungi; Basidiomycota; Exobasidiomycetes; Microstromatales
Product: alpha/beta-hydrolase
Exons: 3
Coding region: 173-1258 (361 amino acids)
Source: RefSeq, a predicted model, not a curated record